AUGCCGGAGAAAUUUGAACCAACACCGCCUCGCAAAUCUUCGGUGUACCGUUAUGAUUGCUCUACGGAAAAGGGUCGUCAUGACACAAAAACACGAGUCAAUCUCAACAAUAACCUGAGUGCCAAGAUCACGAACCCCUUGGCCGGCAUCCCUCGUGAAUAUCUCCUAGAUCAGGUAACUAGGUUUUCCGAGCACCACGGUUUGGCUAAAUACAUCCCGCUCAUGCGCAAGGGUGCACUUGUUGCCCAGAAUCCUGCCGCUUUCGAGGAUAUUUACGGGCCGGAAGCACUUGAUAAGGAAGAAAUAAAUGCGUUAAGAAAUGAGACAGAGCACAAGUGGAGAGUCCCUCGGCUUCUUUAUCUAACAAUCAUCACUUGCUCCAUCGGAGCGGCUGUUCAAGGAUGGGACCAAGAAGGCAGCAACGGGGCCAACUUGUCGUUCCCCGCGCAAUUCGGCAUCGGGGGACAGACCGACCAUGAUAUACUCCUAGUCGGCCUGAUCAACUCGGCUCCUUACAUCGGAUCGGCUCUCAUCGGUUGCUGGCUUUCAGAUCCGCUGAACUGUCACUUUGGCCGGCGAGGAACCAUCUUCAUAUCUGCGAUAUUCUGCUUGCUCACUCCUAUUGCGGGAGCUUUAACCCAGAACUGGCAACAGCUCUUGGUUACUAGAAUACUACUCGGUGUUGGCAUGGGUAUCAAAGCCUCGACUGUACCCAUCUUUGCUGCCGAGAAUAGCCCAGCAUCUAUCCGCGGUGCUCUAGUCAUGUCCUGGCAGCUGUGGACAGCAUUCGGUAUCUUCCUUGGUUGUUCUGCUAAUCUAGCAGUUGGCCAAAUCGGCAGGAUUUCCUGGAGACCGGCUCGUGAUCUUUACGCCAUUAAAGCUCAAGUGGAGAUAGAGGAUGAAGCCAUCGGCGAUUCAACUUAUGUCAAGCGGCUCAUCCAACUUUUCACGAUCCCUCGCGUCAGGAGAGCAACACUGGCGUCUUUCGUAGUCAUGAUAGGCCAACAGCUGUGCGGCAUCAACCUAAUAGCAUUUUAUUCUUCUACCGUCUUCAAAGAAGCAGGAACUUCCGACUUCAGUGCGCUCCUUGCGUCAUGGGGAUUUGGUUUAGUAAACUUCAUCUUCGCGUGGCCAGCUCUCUGGACUAUCGACACAUUCGGUCGUCGUUCGCUGCUCCUGUUCACCUUUCCCAACAUGGCCUGGUCCUUAUUAGCUGCCGGUCUUUGCACGCUGAUCCCCAAGGGCGCCGGGGCUCACGUGGGUCUGGUAGCGCUAUUCGUCUACGUCUUCGCGAUCUUCUAUUCGCCCGGAGAGGGUCCCGUACCCUUUACGUAUAGCGCGGAAGUCUUCCCACUCUCACACCGCGAGGUUGGGAUGUCGUGGGCUGUAGCGACUUGCCUCUUCUGGGCUGCUGUACUGUCAAUCACAUUCCCAAAAAUCCUUGCGGCUACAGGUGUUCUUGGUGCGUUCUGCCUAUACGCAGGAUUCAAUGUCACAGCGUUCGUCAUGAUCUUUCUGUGGAUGCCCGAGACAAAGCAGCGCACGCUCGAGGAACUUGAUUACGUCUUUGCCGUACCUACAAGCGUAUUUAUCAAGUACAACUCCACCAAGGUGGUUCCAUGGUGGUUUAGGCGCUAUAUCCUACAGCGGAGUGGUGCUGUACUCGAGCCUCUCUACCACUUCGAUGACGCUACUUCCAGCCCGUCGAUUAUAAUAGUGGAGGACUAUCUAACGGACACCAGCGAUACGGGGGCCACAGUUGAUUCUAAGGAGUACGUCGGAACGCCGGAAGCGCAAGUUAGUGCUAUAGCCAGCGGUGCCGACGCUAUCACUAUAUUUUCUCGCUCCGAGAGAGAGGCGGCUGCUGUUCGUCGUUAUUCUUGGCACGGUGCUGGUGCCCACAAACACCCCGCCUUUGAAGAUGAGAAGCUCACCUAA
Molecule: messenger RNA, 1938 nt
Organism: Annulohypoxylon truncatum
Lineage: Eukaryota; Fungi; Ascomycota; Sordariomycetes; Xylariales; Hypoxylaceae
Product: major facilitator superfamily domain-containing protein
Exons: 7
Coding region: 1-1938 (645 amino acids)
Biological process (GO): transmembrane transport
Cellular component (GO): membrane
Molecular function (GO): myo-inositol:proton symporter activity
Source: RefSeq, a predicted model, not a curated record